Molecule: messenger RNA, 500 nt
Organism: Hyalella azteca
Lineage: Eukaryota; Metazoa; Arthropoda; Malacostraca; Amphipoda; Hyalellidae
Cellular component (GO): membrane
Source: RefSeq, a predicted model, not a curated record
AACACAAUAAUUUUUACGUUUCUAUUAAAGUGCUGCGACGUACUUCAGGUGGAGAUAGCUGAGGAUAAGCCAAGAAAACAUUUCAGUUAGUGAAGAGCGAACGAAAGUUCAAUAAGCGAAAUAAAGAGCAGAGUAGCAACUGAUUGAAAUACCAAUCCAUAUUCCAGCGUACCAUUAGACUGGUAUAACGGUGCAAUAGUGUACCGUUAUAACGGAUAGAUGACCUAUAGGAUAACACUAUUUAGGACAACAGUGUAGCGAAUUAGCGUAAAAGAUGGUGAUAGCUGAGAGCUGCGGAGUGCGUUGCAGCCGCGUGAUGCUGCUGCUGUAUAAUACAGUCUUCUGUUUGGUGGGCUUGACGGUGGGCUGUGUGGGCUUGUGGAGUCUUUCAGGCCAGGGCUGGAACAUCCUGCAAGCCCUUGUCCCUCCAGCCCACUCAGUUAUGAGUGGGCCUCAGUCAGCCCACCCACUCAAGCAGCCCACUUCAUGGACGCCCACUC